Molecule: messenger RNA, 1011 nt
Organism: Penicillium mononematosum
Lineage: Eukaryota; Fungi; Ascomycota; Eurotiomycetes; Eurotiales; Aspergillaceae
Product: acylglycerol lipase
Exons: 4
Coding region: 1-1011 (336 amino acids)
Cellular component (GO): membrane
Molecular function (GO): lipase activity
Source: RefSeq, a predicted model, not a curated record
AUGAACACAGAAGAAAGCGUGCACACUCUUCCAGACGGCCUUGACCUGUAUGCCAAGACAUGGAAGACCAGCGGGUCUCCACUUGCUGUUUUGGCCUUUAUCCAUGGCUUCAGUGACCACUGCAAUGCCUACCACGAUCUGUUUCCAACACUGGCAUCGGCAGGUGUUGAAGUCAGGUCUUUUGAUCAGCGAGGAUGGGGCCGCAGCGUCAAACAAACCAGCGACCGCGGUAACACAGGCCCAACCUCCCAAGUCCUCUCGGACAUCCACUCCUUCCUGCAAAGCCUACCCUCCAGGCCUGACCUGCCCCUCUUCCUAAUGGGCCACAGCAUGGGUGGCGGCCAAGUCCUCAACUACAUUUUCCAUCCAGAGUCACCUUACAACAGAGACUUAUAUAACCGGCCCAACUUCACCGGCGUGCUUCUGUACUCCCCUCUGAUCGCCAUAGAUCCAUCUUCCCGCCCCUCAAAGCUGACAGUCUCAGCGGGACGAGUUGUCGCAAAGUUGGUCCCCAAUAAGCAGCGGUAUUCCCCGCUUGACCACAGUUUGCUGUCUCGUAACGAGGACGUGGUCAAGGAGGUCAUGGCUGACGAGCUGUGCCAUGAUACGGGAACUUUUGAGGGCCUGGCUGGCAUGUUGGAUCGAGGUAUUUUUUUGGAGGGGAUGUUUGCCGCUGGUCCUGAGGCUUGGGUGGAAAGUGAGCUGCCGUUUUGGUUCGGGCAUGGGGAUGGAGAUCGCAUUACCAGUUAUGCCGCGGUGCAGGCAUUCGUCGAGGCGUUCACCGAGAAUGGUGGUAAUGUGAAGUUUUGUCCUUACGAGGGGGCUUAUCAUAAGUUGCAUGCUGAGUUGCCCGAGACGACGGAGAGGUUCCUUGCAGAUGUGAAGGCUUGGGUUUUGAGUAAAGUGCCUGGAACGAAGGAGGUGGUUGUUCAGCAUGUGGUAGAGGGUGUUGCGGGUGAAGACACUGCCGCUCAUGGGGAUGCAGAGGCCGACGGCAAGGCAAAGCUGUGA